This is a messenger RNA of Brassica napus (rape), 1689 nucleotides long. Its product is annotated as mitogen-activated protein kinase kinase kinase 20. The record is from RefSeq and is a predicted model, not a curated record. The transcript has a single exon. Bases 422 to 1516 code for a protein of 364 amino acids. NCBI's taxonomy places the organism in Eukaryota, Viridiplantae, Streptophyta, Magnoliopsida, Brassicales, Brassicaceae. Gene Ontology annotation, molecular function: ATP binding; protein kinase activity. Gene Ontology annotation, biological process: protein phosphorylation.
AUAGAAUAAUUUAACAGAGUAAAAUAGUAUUAUGUAGUAAAAGUAAGGUUUUUGUUAUUUUAUAUAUUAAAUUUUAGCUUUGGUUAUUAUCUUAAUUAACUUAUUAGCCAAUAUCUAUCUGAUGCUCGAAUUUUAACGUUACCAAUAUCAAAAUAUUUUUUCAAAGAAGUUGAUUUCCUUUUUUGAUUCUUCGCUCGGAACUUCAAAUUUCCUUUUUUUUUUAACCUGGCUAUUUCCUUUUUGAGUCUCUCAAAUUUCCUUUCUGACGCAUCAACCUAACUCUAUAAAAUCUGAUAAUCUCAUAUCGUUCGCUACAAUUUCCUUUUUACCAUCUCCCAUCAAUUUUAUUUCUGCUGUUCUCCACUGUAGUAACUUUCUUUUUUUUCCAAGCAAUUCAAUAUAGAAACCCUAAAAGUAAACAAUGCAAUCAAACGAAGAGUUCAUCAAAUUUCUUGGGGAAGGAUCUUGUGGCUAUGUUCAUCUCGUCCGUUACACUAACCACGACGGCUCUUCGUUUCUCGCGGCCGUAAAGAACUCCUACGACGAAGACUCCGACAACCUCAACAGAGAGCUUCAGAUUUUGCGAGAACUCAGAGGGUAUCCGAGGAUCAUUACAUGCUUCGGAGAUUUUCUGCAAGAAGGUGUCAGCAGCUACGGAAACAGAGUCCACAAAUUGCUUCUCGAGUACGCUUCUGAAGGUAGUUUAAACGCUUUCUUGAACAAUUACCCCGACAGAAAGUUGCCCGAACCAUUGAUCAAAGAUUUCACGCGCAUGAUUCUUGAAGGUUUGGUCUCCAUUCACGGACACGGUUAUGUCCACUGCGACAUAAAGUCCGACAAUAUUCUUGUGUUUCCUUCUCCGACAGAAGAUUCAUCACAGUACGAGGUUAAGCUUUCUGAUUUUGGAAACUCUCUGGAAGUCGGACAAGUUCCUCAUUACUGGGCGAAGGAUUCUCCGUGGGCGGGUACUCCGAUUUACAUGCCGCCGGAGUCUGUCCGUGACGGCGUCGCCAACAAAACCCUAGACUCAUGGUCGGUGGGAUGUUUGGUUCUAGAGAUGUACACGGGCGUGGUUCCAUGGGAAGGCGUUAAACUCAGUGAUAUCGCUUCUCGUCUCCGUUGUGGUGAAGCUCCAGAGAUCCCAGCGAGUUUGCCUUCCGAUGCAAAGGACUUUAUCGAAACUUGCUUGUCAAGGAAACCUGAGGAGAGAGGAAGCGCAUAUGAUUUGAUGUUUCAUCCCUUUUUGACUCGUCCAGAACUUGAAGAAGAGGAGAAGAAAACUGAGGAUAGGAAGAGAAACUCGUUUCUGUUGAGGUUGUUCAAAUUGAGAAUCAGACGAACAUGUUCCAAGAAGAAAUUAAGGACAGAUGUUUCAGAUAAGAAGCCUCUGAACUUGAGGAUGGCCCCACAGUUUAAGAGAACUCUGGACAAAGUCUUGAGUUUUGAAGAUCGAGACACCCACCAACUUCAAUUUAGUUUCUGUUCAGUGUUCACUAAACGUUUAAUAAGUGAUUAGUAUGUUGACUGUUUUCUGUUCACUAGCGUUUAGUAUCUCCAUUUUGGCUGUAGUUUCUAUCGAUUGAGAUUUAGUAUGUGAUUAGUAUAUAGACUAGUGAGAUUUUAUUGAUGUACCCUCUGUAACAAAUGACUCCUAUCAACAUGGAGCAAACCAUAUCUAUAAACGCCAUG